This is a messenger RNA of Aureobasidium uvarum, 3186 nucleotides long. The record is from the annotation of a GenBank genome assembly. NCBI's taxonomy places the organism in Eukaryota, Fungi, Ascomycota, Dothideomycetes, Dothideales, Saccotheciaceae.
AUGAAUGGCCUCGCGUCCUCUCCAAUGGGCACCAUGUAUGUGCGUGCACUCUACGACUACGAUGCCGACGACCGCACCAGUCUGAGCUUCCGGCAAGGCGACAUCAUCCAGGUCAUCACCCAACUCGAGAGCGGCUGGUGGGAUGGCAUAAUCCGCGGCGUGCGAGGAUGGUUCCCCAGCAACUACUGCGAGCUCAUUGCUCAGCCAGGUGAUGUCGCUGCUCAACCUGCCCACAUCUCCGACGCGCAUGCUCAGCCGCACGCACGCAACCACCUGGACGACGUGGCUCCCGAUUCUUCGUACCGCCAUACCAACUCUGCGCAAGACAGUCAGGAGGAGGCCGCAUUCUGGAUACCACAGGCUACGCCCGAUGGCCGCCUCUUCUACUUCAACACCUUGACUGGUGUCAGUACAAUGGAACUGCCGCUGGAGAACCCUACCCAACACCAAGAACCAGGCCCCCACGAUCGCUACCAUGUCCUCACCCACGACCAGACCCGUCCUCCACCCGAGAUGCUUGCACGUGGCGGCUACGAGCGUGCCGAGUCUGAAGCCGACUAUGAAUCUGCAAGUGAGGCCGACAUGACGCGCUCGAGGACUUCUUUGCGAAAUCGAGCCUCGUAUGUCUCAAACCCUCUCUCUCCUGCGACUUCGUCCGAAUCGCUCCGGAACAAGUCUCCUCUCACCAGGUCGCGAACCAAUGUCGCCGAUACAUCCAACUCAAGCUACGCCAAUCAUUCCAACAUGUCCAACGGUACCGCAAUGACAUCCUUCAUCAACAGCCCCGUCACGCCUGCACAGAAAGACGAUCUGGUCAUCUCACGUCGCUGUUUCGACGACUCGCAGACAGUCCUACUUACCUGGAAUACUCUGGUCGAGGACAUGCGCCGAGCUGUCCAGCGCUAUCGAGAAUCAAUCGACAAUAGCAACAAGAGCGAGUUUGUGAAAAGAGCAGAGGAUAUCUCGGACCACCUCCGUCUUUUGCUUGCAGCGGGCUCCGGCACCACCGACAACCACUCUGGCAACCCCUCGAUCAUCUCGACUAACAAAGCCUUGUACCCUCAUUUCAGAGAAAUGAUGUCAAGCUUCUCCAAGCUAGUCUUGUCUUCUCAUUUCGCCGCCGCAGACUUCACUACCCCAGACUCGUAUUCCAAGUGCUUGCUGGAGGCCGAAGGCUUGUUGCAUGGUGUUUAUGGUUAUGUUGAAGUUGCGCGCCAACAACGGGGCGAAGAGAUUCCGCGCCUCACGCCUGGCUUUGUGUCAGGCAUUCGUUCAGGCGGAAGUUGGCAGAACAAUGGUCUGGUUCUCGGUGAUCCAUCCGCUGCAUCGCAACCUUUUCUACUGCAAGACACAGAUACGCUUAUCGAGCCCACUUCUCAUCUUGACCAGACUUUGCUAGAACGCAUGGAUGACAUGAGAAAGAACAUCUCCAUCAGCAUCCGUCGUUUGGACAAGCGCCUCGCUUUUGACGAGAAGUUGGUCACUCCCAAAAAGCACAAGAAAUCCAGCCAGUUGAUCUCCGAAGAUGCUAGUCGAGUCAUCGAGGCCUGCCGACCAUACUCUGCUGUUGUUGAAAGUAUCAACUUGGCCCCGCUCGGAUCCACUUUCAGAAACCCUCAAAUCAUAGAUUUCAGCACACAGAAACAGAAAUUCUACGACAAUUCUUCAGAGCUGGUGGUUGCCUGUCAGACAGUGGCCAGUCCUCUGAGCGACGAGUGGUCUGAUCAUAGGGGUAGUUCGCUUGAGGAGCGCAUAACUCACGUCAAACUUGUUGCGCGUGAGCUUGACAAUUCUGCUAGCCAAUUGCAAUUCUCACUGCAACUGCUAGCCGAAAUGAUGCCUCAGAUCGAAGCUGCCGUGGCGACUGAAGAUCACCGCAUCUCCGACAAUUCCUAUGCCGAAGGAUCUCUCGGAGGAUCAACCCUGAGGGGCAACCCUAACAGUAUUGGUCCUGCAAGGAGCUUUGUGGAAGGCCCUGAGCCUACUGUCGAGACGCCCCGUCUUGCAGAUAACUCGAAACUGAAGCGCUUCUUUGGUGAAGUGCCUGCACCGAUACAACAGGAGGACGUUCCAGAUUUCCUCAAGCUCGACCACGAAGGCGAAAUCGCUUACGACACUAAGGUGCAUCCGGCCCAAUUGCGUGGUGGUACACUGACUGGUCUGGUUGAACAACUAACGCGACACGAUCGCUUGGAUUCACCGUUCAACAACACAUUCUUACUUACAUACCGAUCCUUCACAUCUGCCAGUGAGCUAUUCGAGAUACUAGUGAAACGAUGGAACGUGCAGCCACCCUACGGCCUGAAUCCUCUCGACCUCGAAACCUGGGUCAACAAGAAGCAAAAGCCUAUCAGAUUCCGUGUAGUCAACAUUCUGAAGAGUUGGUUCGACAACUACUGGAUGGAGGAGAAUAGCGACGCGAAUCAACAGCUCAUGCAUAGAGUCUACUCGUUUGCGAAAGAAACGGUCGCUUCUGGCAGCACUCCAGGUGCCGGUCCCCUCAUGACAGCUAUUGAGCAGAGAAUGCGUGGACAAGAUGCCCCUGGUAAACGCUUGGUCCUGACACUGAACUCCGAAAGGACACCUACUCCGAUCAUUCCUAAGAAUAUCAGAAAACUCAAGUUCCUCGAUAUUGAUGCUCUCGAAUUCGCCAGACAGCUCACUAUCAUCGAGUGCAGACUGUACUGCAAGAUCAAGCCUACUGAGUGCUUGAACAAGACGUGGCAAAAGAAGCUUCAGCCCAACGAGCCUGAUCCGGCUGCUAACGUCAAGGCUUUGAUCCUGCAUUCUAACCAGCUCACCAACUGGGUUGCUCAGAUGAUUUUGACUCAAGCUGAUGUCAAGAGGCGUGUGAUUGUCAUCAAGCAUUUCGUCGCAGUCGCAGAUNGCGUUUACUUGACUGACCUUACCUUCAUCGAGGAUGGUAUCCCUUCAGUGAUCAAAAAGACCAACCUCAUCAACUUCGCAAAACGUAGCAAGACUGCGGAGGUCAUUCGUGAUAUUCAACAGUAUCAGAAUGUCCCCUAUCCACUGCAACCUGUUCCGGAGCUCCAAGAGUAUAUUCUCACGAACAUGCAAACAGCGGGCGAUGUGCACGAGAUGUACGACCGUAGCUUGGCAGUCGAGCCCAGAGAGAGGGAAGAUGAGAAGAUUGCUCGAUUACUUUCUGAAUCGGGAUUCCUGUGA